Zootermopsis nevadensis is the source of this 3391-nucleotide messenger RNA. The record is from RefSeq and is a predicted model, not a curated record. NCBI's taxonomy places the organism in Eukaryota, Metazoa, Arthropoda, Insecta, Blattodea, Termopsidae.
AGACUAACCUGGUGAUGGCUAAGGAUCGCCUUGACUUCCUAGUCAGCCUUGUGCAUCUGGGCCAGUUAGCAGUGUCGAGUGAGACGGGCUCAGCCCCUCGGGGGAAGACUCGGCAGUCCAGGGUAGCUCCCCAGCCCCUGACCAUUCCUAAAACAGAACCUAAACAAUACACACUAGUGAACAGUGGGGGGAGCCCCAGGCCAAAAAGGCAGGAGUUCAAAUUUCCAUCCCCCUCUCCUCCCAUUCAGAAACCCACAGAAGCACUUGGGCGGAAGUUAAACAUUCCAGGGAAGAGGGCAGCAGGCACAGCAAUGAACAAAAGCCAAACCUUGCCACGCAGCAUGGGCCGUUCCCACAGCAACAUUAUCUCCCCUCGACCCAACAAGCCAGCCUCCACACCUCCAACUAUCAAAAGACAACUUUCUGGGCCCAGCAGUUCACCUGUGCGCAGGCCAAGCAACAACAGCACCAACUCUGUCACAAAGGGAACACCAUCUCGUAAAACUCCAUCCCCUGCUCUGAAAGGAGUGGACCCAAAACUUGCUCAAAUCAUCUUGGAUGAGAUUCUGGAAGGAGGUGCAUCUGUGCAGUGGGAAGACAUAGCGGGACAAGAGGUGGCCAAGCAGGCAUUACAAGAGAUGGUGAUCUUGCCAUCAUUACGCCCUGAAUUGUUCACUGGUCUGCGCACUCCAUCCCGAGGAUUACUGCUGUUUGGACCACCUGGUAAUGGCAAGACGUUGCUCGCACGUGCUGUUGCCACUGAAUGCAAUGCCACGUUUUUCAGCAUCAGUGCUGCCAGUCUGACAUCCAAGUAUGUUGGUGAGGGUGAGAAGCUGGUCAGGGCCCUAUUCUCUGUUGCCAGGGAGUUGCAGCCGUCCAUUAUCUUCAUUGAUGAAGUAGACUCACUGUUGUCUGAGAGGCGAGAGGGUGAGCAUGAUGCAAGUCGGCGCCUCAAAACGGAGUUUCUUGUAGAGUUUGAUGGCCUCCCAUCAAACCCUGAGGAGAGGGUUCUGGUCAUGGCUGCAACAAAUCGCCCUCAGGAACUAGAUGAAGCAGCUCUCAGACGAUUUUCAAAGCGCAUAUAUGUGACACUACCAGAUCAUGCAACACGAGUUCUGCUUUUGAGGCGGCUGUUGAGUCGACAUAACAGUCCCUUGUCUCAGGAAGAGCUGGCAAAACUAGCCACUGUUACAGAAGGUUAUUCUGGAAGUGAUCUCACAGGACUUGCCAAGGAUGCAGCUCUAGGACCAAUAAGAGAACUAAACCCAGAACAAGUUCGCUGCCUCGAUCCAAGCAGUGUCCGCAACAUUAAGUUCCAAGACUUUCAAGACUCACUCAAGAGAAUCCGACGCAGUGUGUCUCCGCAUAAUUUAACCAUAUAUGAAAAGUGGAACUUGGAAUUUGGGGAUGUCAGUAUGUAGGAGCCAGGUGCAGUGGUAUGGUACAUCAUCAGUGACAGUUUGCAUGUCAUUGUGGCACAAAAAUAAUAAUAUAGGAGGAUCAGUGCUUUGUGCUGUGUUUGUUAAACAAAAUAAUCCAACAAUUCAAAGCUCUUCUGUGAUUGUCGGCUGGUGGAGGUGGCUGUGACGCAGUUGAAAUAUAUAAUCUUGAAUCCGUACCAUUGAAUGGUGAGACCUGGUAUUAGCAAUUCAUAGAACUCACAACGUAGGAAUCUAGGAAUCUUGGUUUCACUGUAUUAGAAUUCUUGUAGUUUUACUUGCAAUACAUUCAGAUUGGUGUCAGACUGCUAAUAGUGAUAUAGUCCGAGCUUUUCUUUUAAACGUAUGUGAAUUGUCAGUUUUGUUGUUAUUGUAUUGCAGUUAAAUUUAUAGAGAUUUGCAUAUGAUUAGUUUGCACUCAGUGCAGCUGGUUCUGCCACCCUAUAUGAGUGAUGAGUCAGUGGAUGAAUAGCUCAAACAGCCAUACAUAGCACAAUCUUAGAUUGUAGGUAUGCAACAUGUUUAACUUGUACCAUUGUUUUGCAAUAUAUGCCAGAGUGUACAUGUUGAACACCAACUUUAAGGCCUCAUGAGACGAAGAAAAAGAGACAUUGCUUUUCUGUUACUGUUCAGUGGAACUGAAGUGGUGAAAUCCUCUUGUUUCUCUCGGUUCCAUUGCCUUACAAACUUGUUUUGCUACUUUUAUAUGGAAACCAUUUGUGUGCUUUAUGUAAUAAGUUAUCUCCUUCCAUUGUUGAAGUGUUACCAUAUUGAAGAUUUUCAUAUGCUGUGUAAACUUAGGCUGGCUGCUGCUUGGGUAGCUGCUAUGUGGGAAGAGAAGAGCACUUACGAGAACAAAGGUCUUCCCGUGUGAACAGAUAAUUUUAUGGGCCCUUGUUCUGGUGGGUGUGUGUUCCUUUCACCUACAUAUGUUGGCAAUCGUCAAUCCAUUGACUGUAAGUAGGUAUGAACAUGAAUUAUAAAUAUUUACAUUAUCCUGUCAAUUAACUCUAAUUCAAAGAUAUGCAUAUAUAUGAGUCUUGUAAGUUUUUAAGGUUGCACAGUGUGAUUGUGUUGAUGUAAUGACAGUUUAUUUUUAACUACAGUGCUAUAUAUGGAAGGCAUCUCAAUUAUUGUUAUCUAUGAUGUUAUUUUAAUAUUGUGUGACAGUCCAUAGAAGCUUGUCAGGAUCCUUUGAGACCUGUCAAAAGAAAGAUGAAGUAUUCUCCUAUUAUUGCUUUUCAUCCUACCCUCCAUAUUCCCUUAAUUAAUAGUACUUUACAUGUCAAAAUUAAUAGUAAUUCAAAAUAUCAUAAAAUAAUUAUUUGUUAACAGAGCUUGUGCUGAUUGCAGCAGUUUUGCUCACAUUUAGAUUAUAAAGUAAUGAUAUUCAAUCAAUGAUCUCUUGCUGUUAACACUUCUCUAACAUUUGUUCUGAAUGCAGCUACUGAGAAUCAAGCAGCAGCAUGAGGUGGUUAUUAUGUUGGGAACAUUUGUUUAAUCUGUCAAUAUUAGUGCCGUAAAAAUAUCACUGUUUCUAAAAAGGAUUUAAAGCCUCUAAAUGUUAAUUUUCAGAAGAGAAAAAUAAUAUUGUUAUCUUCAUGAGAGGUUUAAGAUGAAGUGCAGGCAGAAGAUUUAGAGUGAAACUCUAAAUCAUUUCAGCAUUCAUAUUACUAAAAAAUCAGCUUCUGCUGUCCGGUCUGCAUUUUACUUUAAAUACCUCAAUGUCAUAUCCUUGCUAUUUUAAACUCUCCAGAUCUCCUUCAGUCACUUCAUACCAACUUUAAAAUUCACUAAUGAGGGCUGCAGACUAACAUAACUGUUAAUGUAGAGCUUUUAUCUUUCUUGACAAUCUCGGGUAUUAAGAAAAAAGUUUCUUAGAAUUUCAACAUUAUUUGUUAUAUUCUUGCUUUUUGUAAUGUGAAGAAUAUAUAUACAGUAACGUGUUGUGA